CCGUGACGUCACCGACACCCUUUCCGAGGGUCGGAUUAAAGAUGGCGCCCUCUCAGGCGGUAAGAUGCUGUCAACGGGGCUUAUCCUGGAUACCUGUGAUUUUUAUCAACCUGGUCGUGUGCUGGUCCUACUACGCUUACGUGGUGGAGCUCUGUAUAUACACAAUCACUAACACUGAGGAGCAAGUUUUUUAUGUGAUAGUGUUUCACCUCUGUUUCUUCAUGUUCGUAUGGUCCUACUGGAAGACCAUCAUAUCCAAGCCUGCCACCCCCUCAAAAGAGUUCUGUCUUCCUAAGGCUGAAAAAGAGCUGUAUGAGAAAGAGGAGAGACCAGAGGCCCAGCAGGAAAUCCUGAAAAGAGUGGCCAGAGAUUUGCCCGUAUAUACACGCACAGGAUCUGGGGCUAUCCGUUAUUGUGAUCGCUGUCAGCUGAUCAAACCAGACAGAUGUCAUCACUGCUCUACCUGCGACAAAUGUGUGCUGAAAAUGGAUCACCACUGUCCAUGGGUCAAUAACUGUGUUGGAUUCUCCAACUACAAGUUCUUUGUGCUGUUCCUGGCGUACUCGAUGCUGUACUGCGUCUACAUCGCCGCCACAGUUUUGCAGUACUUUAUCAAGUUCUGGACACUUUGCAGACGGAGGGCUAUAGAGCAUUGCCCGGAGAAUCAUCUGCCAGACACUCAUGCAAAGUUCCACGUGUUGUUCCUGUUCUUUGUGGCGGCCAUGUUCUUCAUCAGUAUCCUGUCACUCUUCACCUACCAUCUCUGGCUGGUGGGAAAAAACAGAACCACUAUAGAGGCGUUCAGGGCACCGGUGUUCAGAAAUGGCCCAGAUAAAAAUGGCUUCACUCUGGGCUUCCGCAAGAAUGUCACCCAGGUGUUCGGGGACCAGAAGCUGUCUUGGUGCUUACCCAUUUACAGCAGUUUGGGCGACGGCUACACAUUCCCUACCCGCCUAGUCAGCGUUGACUCAGAACAAGGCAAUGUUGAACACCAGGCCAUUAAAUGCACUGUUGAUGGACAGACAAACCCCAGACCUCUGAGUGAGUCACAGAAUCAUCUCCUAGGCAACGAUAUGCACUCUGAGGAGCAGAAAGACGGCGGUCCUGCAAACAUAGAGGUAUGUCAGCCUGUUUCUGUCACCAUGGAGAAUGAGUCCUAAUCAGGACUUUGGAUUAUUUUUCCUCUCUUAAGGAUACUCUUGUUCUAAGACCUCAUGUGAAAGACCGCAUAGCCCUCAGAUAUAAAGCCUUAAGGUUAGCAGCAUUAUCUCCUCUCUCUGAAAAAGACCCGCGGUGCGUCGCUGUGGAGGAUUUAUUUAACCUGCAUUCAUAUCCGCACAGACAGCUCUUCGCACCAAACAUCGACUGAACUCAACGACUCUUUCGCCAGGUUUUACGGCAUGGUGACUUACACAUUUUCUUUCACGCUUUUUUUUUUUCCAAAUUUGACCAAAAUACCCUAAGAUGACCUUCAGGUUUUUGUCUGUCCAAUAUAUAAUGUAUUUAUACUGGUUAAUCUCUGGGACUACUUCAUUUUUGUAGGCCAAAAAAGUUCAGCAGGUGUUUCUACCCAAGAUGCACUUUUGUCAACAAGGAUUUGUGUGGAGUGGUUUUGCAGAUGUUAACGGAUCUGAAUUAACAUGCAAGUGCAAUGCAGUAUUUGAUUAAAAUGCGUUCAUCCGUUGAGUAUAAUUCACUACACGGAAGCAGCAACCUCAACUAAUGUAUCUGGAUGACUUUAGGAGUUUUAGUCAAGUAUUUUGUGAGAUAAUUCAGAAGUGCAAUACUUUCCUUCUAGAGCUUCACAUUAAUGUACUCUAUUUGUGGAAAACUUUGUAGUAUUCAGUGGUGUCCAACAAAUUUGAAGUCCUCUACCCAUUCAUUAACACUAUUUCUUCCUUUUUCCCCCUCUGCAUUAAAUUUAAAGGGAUAAUUCACCUAAAAAUGAAAAUUUGUUCCAAACCUGUAAGAGUGUCUUUCUUCUGCUGAACACAAAAGAAGAUAUUUUGAAGAAUGUUGUUGACCAGACAGUUGACGGCACCCAUUCACUUCCACAGUAGUAAAAAAAAUACAAUGGAAGUGUACAAUGGUGCCGUCAACUGUCAUUUGUUUUCAACUAAAGAAACUCAUACAGGGUGAGUAAAUGAUGACAGAAUUUUCAUUUUUGGGUGAAGCAUCUCUUUAAUUUUUCUCUUUUUGUUCCUUUAAAUUCCUCAAGCCCAUCAGCAUUAUACUAUCAGCUUUGUGCCUUUGUUUGAGGGUUAGAUUUUGCAGCAGAUGGUGUGAAUCGUGUCAUUAAAGCACACUUAACAUUUCUAGGUUGUGUAGCACACACAGCUCAGUUGUUUAUUACAGAAAGAGCUCAGGCCAAGACAUUAAACUUUUGCCAGCUGCAGCAAAUACGGCAAAAUGGGUUCUAGUAAAUUUCGUUCAUUUAAGUUUUUGAUGACAGCUGAAGUUUUUACUCCAUGUGAAUGUGUAAUCUUGGUGUACAUUUUUUUUUUUUUGUUUGUAUAGUUUUGUUUCUGUUGUUCUGUAAGUGGAAGGAGUUCAGCGAGAUCUGUUUACAGAUGCACUGUCUCCAUUUAUUCCUGGAGAAACGUGACCUCAUAAGGAAGCUCUUAUGUGACUGAAAUACAUGCAUAUCUCUGCUUGAGUGUUAAUACUUUGUCCAUAAAACUCUGAAAUGAGUUGAUGUUCAUGGAAGUCAUUGAAUUGGUUUUGUGCUGAACAGGUUGCAUAUUGUUUUUUUUAUUAUAGUUUUUCAGAAUUUUCUAUUUAUGUUACUGCAUGUUAAUAUGAAAAUGACCUGGAUAAAGGGGCAAUGAUUUACCACUAUAAUUAUGACCUCUAGAUAGCAUUUCUGCAGAACUUGAGCUGAUGUAACCAUAGCAACAUGAAAAAUAAUUAGGCUGCUACAUCUGCUGGAGCUGGAGGUCGUGUGGUAUUUGUAUGAGGACAUGGUCGUCUUUGUAAACAUUUUUAUAGGACAGUGAUUAUGCCAAAAAUAAUCAUUUUAAUAUCAAAGAACUCACUAAUCAAUCACUUACUCGCUCGUGAACGUAAUAUAGUACUGGAAUUUGAAAACCAACUAGGACCGUUUUCAUUUUCUGAUUUGUAUUAUUUCCAAAAAAAAAAAAAAAAAAUACUUGUACAGAAUUUUCAGCUUUUUUUUGUACUUACCCUGCAGGCCAGUUUGGUUCAUGAUGUUAUAUUUGAAGAUGUUUCUGAAGUCUGAACAGUUUGCACAGAUUUUCCAUGUCUAAUUCAAUUUAAUGUUUGUACUUUGCAGAUUUACCAAGUAUUCAAUGUAUGCAUUAUAAAAUUAAGAGUUAAUAAAAAAACAUUUUGGCA
Molecule: messenger RNA, 3354 nt
Organism: Megalobrama amblycephala (Wuchang bream)
Lineage: Eukaryota; Metazoa; Chordata; Actinopteri; Cypriniformes; Xenocyprididae
Gene: zdhhc20a
Product: zinc finger DHHC-type palmitoyltransferase 20a
Exons: 14
Coding region: 42-1160 (372 amino acids)
Biological process (GO): peptidyl-L-cysteine S-palmitoylation; synaptic vesicle maturation; protein targeting to membrane
Cellular component (GO): Golgi apparatus; endoplasmic reticulum
Molecular function (GO): protein-cysteine S-palmitoyltransferase activity
Source: RefSeq, a predicted model, not a curated record